Messenger RNA from Penaeus vannamei (Pacific white shrimp), 429 nucleotides. NCBI's taxonomy places the organism in Eukaryota, Metazoa, Arthropoda, Malacostraca, Decapoda, Penaeidae. The record is from RefSeq and is a predicted model, not a curated record.
AUGAACGGACCAAGAGAGCGCGGAGAGCAUAGGCCAGGCGCUGCGCCCCGGGUAGGAGGAGGAGAAGGAGGAGGGGGGCUGCUGGUCCCGGCCUCCGCGCCCUGCCUGCCACCCACCCACCACCUGCCUCCCGCCUACCCGGACGAGGAGCCGCCCAUCCUGGGCAUCUACACGUGCCACAUGUGCGGCUUCAAGAGCGGCAACAAGAUCGAGCUGAACAACCACGUGCGCGUCCACACGGGCGGCUGGCCCUACGUGUGCGCGCUCUGCGACUACAAAACCCGCCGCAGCAACGACCUGAAGCGGCACGAGCUGACCCGGCACCAGGGGGGCGUGCUGCGGCCCUUCCGCUGCGACCUGUGCCAGUACCGCACCACGCACGCCGUCCUCCUGCGCAGGCACCGCGCGGCCAAGCACCCCGCCCCUUAG